AAUGGGAACGGUAGUGGAGAAGGAGAUAUCUACCAGAACAAGACUGAAACAUGUGAGAGGCUGACACCGCCCAGGACGACCAGGUCAUCCAAAGCGGUAGGCUUUGAUCGUGACUUUCGGCCUUGAUACUCAAAACAAUAUUUUAGAAUUUGCUUCCUGUUCUAAAAAUUUCUCCAUCGUGGAGUUUUAAGUUGUUCAACAGGAGCAUAGCAUCAGUGCGUCUACAACUUCUCGCAGGAGUAUUGACCGCUGGUUCUGAUUGAAUGAAAACUGAAGGUGGAAAGUAAAGUAUACAAACGUAGCCGUGGAGAGAAAAGCUAAAGCAAAGUAUAAGUAGUGCGGUCCCACUAUUAAAUCUUCCCGAAGAUAGAGUUGGGCCAUCGCCAUUGGAUGAUGUAUAAGUAGGAACAACCAAACAACUACACGGGAAGUUGAUGUUGAGCAAAGAAACGGCUGGUGGCCCCUUGUUGUCUUCUGGGAACUCCUGCACUGGCAACAAGAAGGGGUACUAUCUUUAUCUAUCGAUCAUUUGAAGAAUUCGGAAAGAAAAAGGCCUACUGGACGAGGACAACUGCCUCGUGUGUUCUUGGGCGGGGUUUCCAAAGCGGUGGCUGGAGGACGGGAGAGCAAGGACAUCAUCAAUGCGGUGCUGCUAAUGGGAUACCUGCAUUUGAAGGAUCAGCUGCCGUCGAAGAUGGAGGAGUUGUGAGAAGCUAAAGCGGGGGAACUGGAGGGAAAGAGGAAAAGGGAUUGUAGAGGACGAAAAGAAGGAUAUCUAUUUAGGCACUACAAGGUUAUAAGCUUAUUUACUUAUAGAUCUGGCGUCUGACCUGCGGGCGGCUGGAGAAUGCAAGAAAGACUUUCUGGAAAAACUAAAGAACGAAGAGACCAAGCACAUGCAAACCGAAAACAAAGAGGGAUAGAUAUAAAAAGCACUACGUGUAUGAUUUUUGAUUUAUUUAAAGGUAAAAGACUACAAGAAAACACUAAGGGAUAGAGCGUAGAAACGACAUCGAGGAUUUUUUCGGAUCACGUCGUACCUAGGGCGACUGUGUUUCAAAAAAUGUAAAUCUCGAUCGGUCGGCACUCGCUGGAGGUAAUGUUCACAUCAAAAACGCAAAUCUGUAAUGCAAAUUUCGAAGAACCCACAGCACAAAAUCGGAACAUAACUUUUUUACAAAUCGUAGAUGAAAAUGCAACUCAAAGAAGUCGGCUC
Molecule: messenger RNA, 1216 nt
Organism: Amoebophrya sp. A120
Lineage: Eukaryota; Dinophyceae; Syndiniales; Amoebophryaceae
Source: the annotation of a GenBank genome assembly